This is a messenger RNA of Eptesicus fuscus (big brown bat), 751 nucleotides long. RefSeq names its product LYR motif containing 1 (gene LYRM1). The transcript is spliced from 4 exons. Lineage: Eukaryota; Metazoa; Chordata; Mammalia; Chiroptera; Vespertilionidae. The record is from RefSeq and is a predicted model, not a curated record. Gene Ontology annotation, cellular component: mitochondrion. The coding region runs from base 247 to 615 and encodes 122 amino acids.
AAUGCAUUUAGGUGGGGUCUUAGCCAGGUUCUCUCCACAUAAAACAUUGUUGUCGCAGAGUAAAACCCAGCGGGGCCACGGACGUCAGUCAUCGCCGAGAUUUUAGCUCCCGCGUGCACAGUUCGGGGACGAGGUAGACCAGCAGCACCAGCACCCUUUCCACAAGGUCAUGGUGAACUGAGGCAGAACGGAGCCCGCACCCAGUUUGCUCGGCCUUCGUGGUACCCACAUUUUCCAAAUCCGAGGAUGACCGCAGCGACAAGACAAGACGUCCUCCGCCUCUACCGCCGAAUCUUCAGGCUGGCGAGGAGGUGGCAGGCAGCGUCCGGGCAGGUGGACGACACCGCGCGAGAAAAGCAGUACAUCCUACAGGAAGCCAGGACGCUGUUCCAGAAAAACAAGAACCUCACAGACACAGACCAGAUUAAGCAGUGUAUAGAUGAAUGCACAGCUAGGAUCGAAAUCGGACUGCACUACCAGAUCCCAUAUCCAAGGCCAAUUCACCUGCCUCCAAUGGGCCUUACCUCACUACGAGGCCGGGGACUUCGAAGCCAGGAGAAACUGAGGAAACUUUCCAAACCAGUAUAUCUCAAGUCUCACGAUGAGGUUUCCUAAUCCAGGGAAAGUUUAUUUCUCAGACGAUGAGCCAACUAGGUCUUCAAUGUAAACCAGACGGCAAAACUUUUCUCCUUAUUGGGGCAAAAAUUCAAUUAUCUUCUUUAAAGCCUCCCAAAUAUUGGUACUGACCUCA